Messenger RNA from Ananas comosus (pineapple), 643 nucleotides. RefSeq lists its product as uncharacterized. Gene Ontology annotation, cellular component: chloroplast. The coding region runs from base 74 to 373 and encodes 99 amino acids. The transcript has a single exon. The record is from RefSeq and is a predicted model, not a curated record. Lineage: Eukaryota; Viridiplantae; Streptophyta; Magnoliopsida; Poales; Bromeliaceae.
GCGAAGGAACAGAAAAAAGAAAAAAAAAAAAAAAAAAGGAAAGAAGAAGAAGAAGAAGAAGAAGAAGAAAGUAAUGGCGUCGCUGGGCAUCGGUAUCGGAGCGGCGCCGAUGAUGGGCGGGCGGGUGCUGGCGGCUACGGCGGCGACGAAGAGCGCAGGGGGCGGCAAAGAGGAGAAGGGGCUGCUGGACUGGAUUCUGGGGGGCCUCCAGAAGGAAGACCAGCUCCUCGAGACCGACCCCAUCCUCAAAAAGGUCGACGACAAGAACGCCGGAAACGGCAGGAAGUCCACCACCUCCGUCUCCGUUCCCAACAAGAAGAAGCCCGGCGGCGGCGGUACCGGCGCCUUUGGAGGCCUCUUUGCCAAGAAAUAAAUUUAGUACGAGUUUUUACUGCUUCUUUGGGAGGUUAAAAGAAAAAAAAAAAAAGAAAAAGAAAACAAAACAGAUAGAGAGAGAGAGAGAGCGCGUGCGUGGAAAAAAGAGACGAGCACCGAAUGAAUUAGCCUCUCUCUAUUCCUCAGCUUUGCUCUAAAUUUUAUUUUUAGUAGUUAUUAUGAAACACUGUAUUGAUUCUGUCCCAACGAAUGUAAGAUUUUUCCGAAAUUUUCUUCAUGUUAUGAUUAUGCUAAGGAGUUGCACGAA